Onychostoma macrolepis is the source of this 1038-nucleotide messenger RNA. Its product is annotated as major histocompatibility complex class I-related gene protein-like. Lineage: Eukaryota; Metazoa; Chordata; Actinopteri; Cypriniformes; Cyprinidae. Gene Ontology annotation, biological process: immune response. The coding region runs from base 106 to 1038 and encodes 310 amino acids. The record is from RefSeq and is a predicted model, not a curated record. The transcript has 5 exons. Gene Ontology annotation, cellular component: external side of plasma membrane.
ACGAUUGCAGGAAUCCCAGAGUUUUCUGCUGUAACUACACUGGAUGGAGAACAGAUUGAUUAUUAUGACAGUGAGAUAAAGAAGCUGAUUCCCAGACAGGACUGGAUGAAGGAGUUUACAUCUACAGACAGAUGGAAAGAAUACACUGAGAUCAGAGAACAAGUACAGCAGACCAACAAAAUCAACAUCACUGUUCUAAUGGAGCGAUUCAAUCACUCGUAUGGUGUUCAUACGUAUCAGAGGAUGUAUGGAUGUGGUUGGGAUGAUAAGACUAACAUCUCACAUGGGUUUGAUCAGCACGCUUAUGAUGGAGAGGAUUUUAUCUCUCUAGAUGUGAAAUACAGCAUGUACACUGCAUCUGUAUGGCAGGGAGUACGCACAAUGAUGAAGUGGAACAGUGACAGUGAACAACUUGAAUUACUCAAACAAUACUACCAACAUGAGUGUGUUGACUGGUUAAAAUAUUUCUUGACGUUAAGGAAAGCAGAUUCAGAGAGAAGAGCUCCUGAAGUGUCUGUGUUACAGAGAAAUUCCUCGUCUCCAGUGGUGUGUCAUGCUACAGGUUUCUACCCAUCAGCAGUGACUAUUACCUGGUUAAGAAAUGGAGAUGAGCUUGAUGAGGAUGUGGAGUUUGGAGAUCUACUGCCAAAUGAAGAUGGGACCUUCCAGAAGAAAGCUAUCCUCCAUGUUACUCCAGACGAGUGGAAGAAGAACGAGUAUUUUUGUGUGGUGGAGCACGAGGGAAGCACCAUCUGGAAGACUAAGGACGAGCUCUACGAUGUAUACUUCAAAAUACUUGUGUCUGUGGUGGGAGUUUCCCUGUUCCUGUUCAUCUGUCUUUCAGUCCGAAGGAUGCUAAAUCCCAGACUUCAGUCCAACUGUGAAUCUUCAGGAGCAAAACAUGAUUUAGUGUCGAAUAAUAUCCAUGAGAACAUCAUAAACCUGCAUCAGUGGCACUUUUUGCUCACUUGGUGCCUUGGACAAGAUACGACACUGAAGGAACCAGCUAAAGAACAUCCAGAUACUGUCUGUAUAUGA